AUCAAGGGCAGUGAAGAUGAAUUCGCGGUAAACAAGAGUCACGCAACUGGUUUGAUUGGAUCCCUCCAGCAUCAGUAAUAAUGAGUAAAGUUGGGUAGCAGCACACACACAACAAACUGCUGCUGCUGCAACAAGAGGGUUCUACGAGGUUGCCUUGAUGGAGGGUGUAGCUCCGUCGUCAUCUCUCGUGAAGAGCCGAGACCUCGAACGCACACACGCCGACCGGCAUUGGUCUGUGCAAAAGGUUCACUCCUGUGCGCUCCCACCACCGCAGUUUCAAGUCAAAAGGAGAAAAGCAUUUGGAACAUCAACAACAACAAAACGCCAACACACACAUUUUCAGCGACAGCUGACUUUCGUGACUCGACGGUUUGCACGACCCAAUAGUUCAAAGAGUGCCAGUGUUUUUCACCUUAAGGAAAAAUCACCCAGGAGGAGGUUUUUUUUUCGAAAAGAAAAAAAAAUUUCCCUCACUUCUACAAAGUCCGGAAUUGACACCAUCCGGCCAUUUCACCAUCAAUUGCUUCCUCUAAUCUUCGUCAUCUUUUUCAUGGAUGAAGAUGGACUGAAGAUUGACACGAACUGGUUCGGGUGAUGUGAAUUGUAUUCUCGUUAUCGAUCCGGUACCGCGAGUGUGUGUGUGUGUGUGUGUGAGUGUACAGCGUUUGUCGACCCCCCUUCUCCUACAACGUAAAAGGAAAAACAUUGAUUCCGGAGUGCGGAGAACCCACUAGGGGGAGGAGGGAAGAAUUUUCGUGUUUGUAGUUUCGUGGAUACCGGAGAACCGGAUCAGCUGAUAGUGACGUCAUCAUACAAACAACAACAACAGCAACUGCGUUGUUUCUUUUUUAUUAGCUCUGUUGUUGUUUUUAUUUAUUUCCCCGUGACUGGUGUAGUCCCCGGCGUCGUCCGAGUGUCGAAUGAGUAGCGGCGUGAUUCUCAACGGCGGUUGUGCUGCCGAGAGUUUCAAUUUAGGCACAGUGGAAGGCCAUCGGGAAGAUCCAUCCGGAGAGACUUACGAUGAGUGCUGGGAGCCGGAAGACUUGGUGGCCACCGUACAGUUUUUGGCAACAUUGGAUGACCGGUUACACGUGAUGCCCAGCAGCAGCCCAGACGAACCGGAUCCCGUUGUCGUGCUUUCGCCUUUCUGUCCCAACGACAACAGCAACAACUCUACCAACAACAUCAUUUCGACUGAGGAGAAUGACGAAGCAGAUGUAGGAAAUCUCGGCGGAACGAUGGAUACGACGUCCUCUUCCGUUGAGGUUGAGGCCAACGAACCUCUUCUGCUCCCAUCCAGCACCACCCUCCACUCUUUUGGGGACGCUUCCGCUCCCUCCGUUGCGUUGAGCGACAUCACGGCAGAGGAGAAUUCCGUCUCGUCAGCCGCCCAGACUCCGUCCUCUAUAGAGGAACGAUCCAUCAUCCGGACCUCCAACAAGCCAGCCCAUCUCAAAAGCGCGGAUUGGAUCGCCCCCCACGCCGGCCGUCCGUAUGGCAACGGGCGGCAACGGGCCGACGAGCCCGAAGAAAUAAAGAGUCGUCAACAUCUGACGAUCCUGCCAGAGCGAAAAGGCCAAUACUCUUGGCUGGCUGCUGGCAAACAAAGAAGAAAACGUGGAAAGUGCUGAACUGUCAUAGCAAAAUGCGUCCACUUGACACGGAGAAGGACGUGCAAACAAAGGCUCCAACCUCGUCCUAUAUCCGAGCUGGCCUCCUCCUCCUAUAUAUUCCUGGAUGUAUAGACUGUACACACACAUAUAUAUAUAUUGAGAUCGGGACGGGAGCUAGAGAGAGAGAGAGAGAAAAGUGCUGCGUCGCAGUGCACGUACAAGUGUUGUCCCAAUAACAGAGCAACCAACACACACAGAGAAGCAGACAGAGAAAAUAACGCCAAGUGCACGUGUUUCAGUCUUCACUCGCCCGAGCGCAAUCUGCCGACUCUGAAAGAACACAACACUAAUAAUCUACCGACUGCAUUCUACUUUUUUCUGUAUAUAGUAUAAUAAUACUGUACACAAAACGGGGGGGUUGAAGGGAAAAGAAGGAAAAACAAAAUUGGAGGGGAAAGUGCUUUUAUUUCUAUUCCGUGUAUUAUUGUAUAUGCUGUGUACUUAUGUAUAUAUCGUGUCGUUUGCUGAGGCUAUCUAUAGCGAAAUAUAUGGGCUACAGCCUGUCUAUUGUAUUCUCUUAUAUAUCUCGAAUAAGCCUAUUUGAAUUCUCUUUUAUUCAUGGCCGGCGUAUAAUGCAUACGGACGCGGGCAGUUUGGGUUGUACACACACACACACACACACAAAAAGACGAGGUAAAAUGGCAUAUAAAAACUCUUGAGGAAAUAAGGCAGGCCCAGUCAAAACUUUGUGUAAAGGCAAAGAUCAGUCAAAUUGGAUUGGAAAUGUCUCUCCGCACGAGGAUGCGUUCAACGGUCUCGUCGACUCUCCUGAUACACCGCUCCAGUUUCGACGGAUCGGGUUAGUAGAUUCUAUUAUGUACGUAGUACAUGAGGGGUAGUGAUGGUAGAACAUACAUACCUCGACCCUGAUCCCCCAAAUAGAAUCAAAUAGAAGGGGGGAAAUUCAAUUUUGAGGGCAGGCGAAUUGUCAAUUUAAAUCAACUUAAAAAGAUCCGCCAGUCUAACUCUUCUUGUGUAUAGCGGCUGAUUCUUCUCUGCUGCACCGAACGGCCUCGUCGUUUCACAUGACGAGAGUCUCAAUCUGUCAGCCAGGGCCUAGAUCCCUCCUUCAGCACAGCCGAAGCUCUAUAACUAUAUAGCCUGCUAGGCAAAAAAGCAUUUGGGGCCUUAAAGGCCCUGCUGCUGCAACUUCAGGACGCAACUUACCCCGGAUCCUUUCUUCUUAUUUUAUCGGCAGAUUAUCACGAAUGAAUGAUGAAGACACAGUGAGAAAUCCAUGAUAGGCUCCAAAUGGAUUUUUUCUCCAUUUAUUUCCUCCGCUGUGUUCCAGCAGGCCCACACUCUGUAUAUAGCCUCUAUGUGAUGAUAUAGUCGGAAAAGGGCCAGCGGGAGGCAAACCUGAAAGAAAAAUGAUACAGAAAAGAUCUGCAUGUUCGUUGAAUCGUUAAGAAACUCCAAAAACCACUUCAGAGUUUUCAGAGAGUCUAAAGCUGAUCAUGAAAAAUGGCUUCUAACCUCUCCUAACCAGAUUUUCAUGGGAGAAUGCCGAGAAACUUGUCUGAUCUCUUUCCACGAUAUGCGCAAAGUUGACGACAUUGGGAAGAAGAAGAAAAAAAAGGGCCCAAGGAGAAGAGAGAAAAAAGAAAGGGGGGAACUUUCGGAGGGGUUCCGCACAAGUUUUUCCCAGAAGCGAAUAACUUGCAGCAGCUGUAUUUGAAACAUAUACGACCUA
Molecule: messenger RNA, 3366 nt
Organism: Daphnia pulicaria
Lineage: Eukaryota; Metazoa; Arthropoda; Branchiopoda; Diplostraca; Daphniidae
Exons: 3
Coding region: 921-1631 (236 amino acids)
Source: RefSeq, a predicted model, not a curated record